Neogale vison (American mink) is the source of this 3143-nucleotide messenger RNA. It is a transcript of the gene DRC7, whose product is annotated as dynein regulatory complex subunit 7. Gene Ontology annotation, cellular component: motile cilium. The transcript has 17 exons. NCBI's taxonomy places the organism in Eukaryota, Metazoa, Chordata, Mammalia, Carnivora, Mustelidae. The coding region runs from base 55 to 2745 and encodes 896 amino acids. Gene Ontology annotation, biological process: flagellated sperm motility. The record is from RefSeq and is a predicted model, not a curated record.
GAGGAGGGAGCAGAGGACCUGAGGUAGCUGGAGGCAGGCCAGGGACGUGCCGGGAUGGAGGUCCUGAAGGAGAAAGUGGAGGAGGAGGAGGAGGCUGAGCGGGAAGAGGCGGCCGAGAGAGGCGAGAAGAUGCCGAGGCCCCUGGAGACGCGGAGGGAGGAACCGCCCAUGACGCAGGAGAUGCUCAGAGACCUGGAGAAGAAGCUGUCAGAGAUUGAGAUCGUCAUCCUGGAGCAGCCCUUGAUCGUUACCAAGGACUCUAUCGACAUCUCCAAGCUCCCGCUCUCCUACCGAAGCAACACGCUCAAGGAGGAACACUUGCUGCAGGUGGCGGACAACUUCGCCCGCCAGUAUAGCCACCUGUGCCCGGAUCGCGUGCCCCUUUUCCUGCACCCGCUGAACGAGUGCCAAGUGCCCAAGUUUGUGAGCACAACCAUCCGGCCCACGCUGAUGCCCUACCCCGAGCUCUACAACUGGGACAACUGUGCCCAGUUCGUCUCAGACUUCCUCUCCAUGGUGCCCCUGCCUGACCCUCUUCAGCCGCCCUCGCAUCUGUACUCCUCCACCACGGUGCUCAAGCACCAGAAGGGGAACUGCUUCGACUUCAGCACGCUGCUCUGCUCCAUGCUCGUCGGCGCCGGCUACGACGCCUACUGCGUCAACGGCUACGGCUCGCAGGACCUCUGCCAAAUGGACCUGACGCGGGAUGUGUGCCCUCUCACCAUGAAGCACAAGGAGGUGGUGCAGCAAGAAGAGAAGGUACCACCUAAGAAGUACGCCAUUAAACCGCCCAGAGACCUGAGCAGCAGGUUCGAGCAGGAGCAGAAGAUGAAGAAGCAGCAGGAGAUCAAAGGGGAGAAGGAAAAGCAGUGGAAGGAGGAGGAACAGCGCCUCCUGGAGCUGGAGAAAGCAAAGAUCGACCCCCUGCAUGGCCUCCGGGUGCACGCUUGGGUCCUGGUGCUGUCAGGGAAGCGCGAGGUGCCUGAGAGCUUUUUCAUCGACCCACUCACGGCACGCAGCUACAGCACCCAGGACGACCACUUCCUGGGCAUCGAGAGCCUCUGGAACCAUAAGAACUACUGGGUCAACAUGCAGGACUGCUGGAACGGCUGCAAGGACUUGGUCUUUGACCUGGGAGACCCUGUGAGGUGGGAAUACCUGCUCUUGGGGACUGACAAACCUCAACUGGCUGUGGCUGAGGAAGAGGACGACGGGAUGAAUGAUGAAGAUAUGGAGAACCUGGGCAAGGAGGAUGAGGACAAGAGUUUUGACAUGCCGCCUUCCUGGGUGGAACAGAUUGAGAUCUCCCCUGAAGCGUUCGAGACCCGCUGCCCAAAUGGGAAGAAGGUGAUCCAGUACAAGAGGGCGAAGCUGGAAAAGUGGGCCCCGUAUCUCAACAGCGAUGGCCUCGUGUGCCGCCUCACCACCUACGAGGACUUGGAGUGUACAGAGACUUUGGAGAUAAAGGAGUGGUACCAGCACCGGGAGGACAUGCUAGAGCUGAAACACAUCAACAAGAACACAGGCCUGAAUAUCGACUACUUCAAGCCAGGCCAUCCCCAGGCCCUGCGUGUGCACUCGUACAAGUCCAUGCAGCCUGAGAUGGACCGCGUCAUGGAGUUCUAUGAAACGGCCCGCGUGGACGGCCUGAUAAAGCGGGAGGAGACGCCCAAGACAAUGACGGAGUACUACCAGGGACGGUCCGACUUCCUCUCCUACCGCCACGUGGAUUUCGGGGACAGGGUCAAGAAGUUGGCUCUGAACAGUGCAGAGUCAAACCCCCGGCCGAUGGUGAAAAUCACAGAGCGGUUCUCCCGCAACCCCGCGAAGCCUGCGGACGAGGACGUGGCAGAGCGUGUGUUUCUGAUCCCAGAGGAGCGUAUCCAGCUGCGUUACCACUGCCGAGAUGACCACAUCACGGCCUCCAAGCGCGAGUUCCUGCGGCGCACGGAGGUGGACAGCAAGGGCAACAAGAUCAUCAUGACGCCCGACAUGUGCAUCAGCUUUGAGGUGGAGCCCAUGGAGCACACCAAGAAGCUUCUCUACCAGUACGAAGCCAUGAUGAAGCUGAAGAACGAGGAGAAGUUGUCCAAGCAUCAGGCCUGGGAGUCGGAGCUGGAGGUGGACCCAUGGGAGUGUGGACAGGUAGGAGGGGGCAUGGGUGGAGGGUGUCUUAACUGUGCCCUCCCCUACUUCCCAAUUCAGGUGCUGGAGAUCCUGAAGCUUCGAGAGGAGGAGGAGGAGGCGCACACCCUGACCAUCUCCAUCUAUGACACCAAGCGCAACGAGAAGAGCAAAGAGUACCGGGAGGCCAUGGAGCGCGUGAUGCACGAGGAGCACCUGCGGCAGGUGGAGGCCCAGCUGGACUACCUGGCCCCGUUCCUGGCCCAGCUCCCUCCGGGAGAGAAGCUGACACGCUGGCAGGCCGCGCGGGUCAAGGACGAGUGCCUCAGUGACUUCAAGCAGCGGCUCAUCGACAAGGCCAACCUCAUCCAGGCCCGAUUCGAGAAGGAGACCCAGGAGCUGCAGAAGAAACAGCAGUGGUACCAGGAGAACCAGGUGACCCUGACACCCGAGGACGAGGACUGGUACCUGAGUUACUGCUCUCAGGCCAUGUUCCGUAUCCGCAUCCUGGAGCAGCGGCUCAACCGUCACAAGGAGCUGGCCCCACUCAAGUACCUGGCCCUAGAGGAAAAGCUCCACAAGGACCCACGCCUGGUGGACUUCCUGAAAGUCUACGUCUGAGGCCCUCAUGGGACCUUGGCUGAAACUGCCCCCAGACACUGACCUGAGCUCCCUACAGCCAGCAAGUGGCCAUCCCCUCGGGCACCAGACCUCACUGCCACACCACCUCCCAGCUGCCCUGUCUGCUCCUGCUUCUCAUGACGUUCCUAUAAAUAAACACACUAUCUUUCUUUCUUUUUUUUUUUUUUUUAACUAUGUUCAGUUAGCCAGCAUAUAGUACAUCAUUAGUUUUGGAUGGAGCAUUCAAUGAUUCAUUAGUUGCGUAUAAACACACUUUUCAUGGGCUGCUUGCACCUCAUGUUCCACAAGUUCCGGAGGAGGCUUCCUCUGCUUUCCUUCUCUGUCUAUAGCCUAAGACUCCCCCCUCCCACCCCUUGGCCCCUUUCUCAAUUGCUCCC